AUGGGUGCUUCUCAAGAUACAACUUCCGAGACACUGAAGAAAUCGGAAACACUUUCGUCCGAGUACUCGAUUGAAAAAAUACGAGAGGCACUUAUAGAGAAAAGAAAACAUAAUUGUGCCAAUAUUAUCAAUGAACGAAAAAGGAGACUUUGUGAACUUUAUACAGUAGCAAAGGUACCUUUGGUUGCAAUUUCUAGUGAGCAUGUUUUACAAAGCGAAGGAGAAUUGAAACGAUUUUUGGAGAAGAAUGAUUUACAAAAGGGGGUUGAGUUUACCAUUACAGCACUUAGAAGGGAGCAUGCAGAACCUCCAAGAAAGAAAAUGAAGAAGUUAAAGAAAGCUUCACACACUAAAACGCCGAACCCCAAUUUGUUAAGCGGCCAAGAUAACACGAACACAACACACAUUGAUAAGGCAUUAGAUAAAAAGGUAUCUGAAAAAGAGGAUACAACAAAAAUUGAUGUUCAGACAAUUAAGAAUCAAAAGAAAGAGGAAGCACUUAAAGCUAUGAAAGUCAGUUUACAAAAAAGGAUUGAACUUUUAAGAAAGAACAAGAAAAAAACGGUUGGUGAGGAAAAUACGGAGCAUGGCCCAACACUUCUUGAUCAAAUUCAGAGAUUUAAGAAGAAUCCAACUCUCACGAACACAGAGCUUCACAGUAACCGUGAUCUCGACUGGCAGCAAAUGAAGUUGGAUGAUCUUUUGCUCACGUUGAUGCCAGCUCGUAAGCCUCAUAAAGUUGCAGCUGCGAGAUCUCUCACCGAGCUAUAUUAUCAUGAACAGACUUUACAAUUACCGAAACUCCUCUUACGGGCCCAUAAAGUUCUUACAUCCAAAUCUUUUGAAACUUCAUUAGUUGAAGGUAAGGUUGCUGUUUUGUUUUCCAGAAUUGAGGAAUUGAAAAAGCGUGAUCGGUGGUCUUUAAGGCAGCCACGAAAACAUGCGGACCCAUUUUUACAUAAUGGUGGUAUGACAUUUUGGGACAGUUUACUGAGUGAAGCUCAAUGGGUUGCUACUGAUAUGAAGCAGAGUCGCAGAUAUAGGGCAGCAAAGUGUUGUGAAAUUUCCGGGGAGGUUGAUGAGUAUUGGAAAAUGCAGAACAAGAGUAAAACAAUUGCUGGAAAUAAAAUUGACAAGCACCAAUCAUCCGGUUCUAAGUUUGUCCAGGAUGACAAUAUAAAGUCAUCGGAUGAAAAGGUUAUGAAGGAAGAUUCUUCUUUAGGAAAUCACCUCGAUAUAGCAAAGUCAGAAGAUAAAGAUGCCGUUUCUGGCAAUAGGAGUAGUGAUGACAAUAAACGCACGAUAAUGAAGAACAUGGCAUCAACCAUAUCCAAACAAGCCGCCUGCAUCGACCCCCUAAAAACGGUUAUCCAUUCAUCAAAGAUAGAAAUACCUGUAAAACUAUUUCAGAAUCCUGCAAAACUUAGUCUUGAAAUAAUUGUGAAGGAUCUUCCUACUGCAGGCCGCGUUAUUCUAGACAAGUUACCUGUUUAUAAGCCAUUUCCAUCAGGUGAGCAAAAAGACCACGAGCAAAGGGUUGAUCAUGCAAUUGACCGUAACUUAUUUGGCCACGUCAGCAAAUUGUUACCUCCUCCGUCAGGGAAUGACGAAAUUUGCUGGGAGAAAAUUGUCUUCCGUAAGCAGAGUGACCAACAUAUUAACCUGAAAAAUGGCAAGAAUAACACAAACCGUCCUUUAUUUGGAAGAUUUUCACAUUAUAAUGUUCUGCGCCCUCCAAGGCCACCAUCUGUUGCUGAUAUUCAGCUGAGAAUUCCUACCAUUUGGCUUCCUCAGGAUGAUCGUCUUCUCGUGAGAUAUGUCACACAGUUUAGUUUUAACUGGGACAUAAUUGCCGCACAUCUUGCCCCCCGUCCGACUGCAUGCAGAUACUUUUCGAAUAUUGAGAGAAGGACCCCCUGGCAGUGUUUUGAACGCUAUAUACAGUUGAACAAUCGUUUUAGAUUUUCUGAUAUGCGGGGAAAAUAUACAAUAGAGGCUCGAAAAUGGCUCCAGGCUGCUCACAGGGUGCAAGCCACAACUCGGCGGCGUAUAUCACCUUUGGGUGUAGGCCAGGAUUCGAUUCAGCGUGGACAUCGUAGGCUUAGAUGGGCAUCAAUGCUAGAAGCCUUUAGAAAGCUUAUGAGGCGUCGGGAGGCCGCAGCAAAUGUUGCCAAGGCCAGUAAUGCACGUAACGCAAAGCUAUCUACAGAAAACUCAAGUUUAAAAAAGUCUGAAAGUGGCAGUGCAGAUGCUGCCGCAAGCGAUUCAAACGGUAACGAAAAGUCACGCAGUGACACUCCAACACCUGAACAACUUUCCAAGCUGAAGUCCGAGAGAGACAGAGCAAUUAAAAGGGCAUAUCUUGCAGCAAAUACGGGAAGAAGCCAUCAUAAAGACAACAACAGCAACAGCGAUGCAAGGUGUGGCCGAUCCCAACUUCAUAUGCAGGUCCAAGUUCAAAACCAAAGGUUAAUGCAGAUGCAGCUGCGGCUCCGUAGGCAAGAGCAAAUUAGACGACUUCAAAAAAUUCGCCAAAUUCAACAUGCAAGACGUGCUCAAAGGCAGCAGCAACAGCAGCAGCAGUUACGGAGGCAGCAAUGGCAGAUGCAGAUGCAACAACAACAACAAAAUCACGGUAAAAUUUCAAAUAACCAAGAAUUGGCGACUAUGUCAUCGCCAACAUCAAGAUCGCUUUCCUCUACUUUGUCUCAAUCUCCAAGCAGAAGGUCACCUACACCAACCCCAGAACAAAUUCUUGCUGCAGGAAGAGAUCAUACACAUUCGUUAUCUUCCUCGGACCUCACAUCACCGGCUUCAACUUCACCUUCUCAUCAACGCGGAUUUUCGGCUGCACAGGUUGCGGCGGUAGUGAACCAGAUUCAAGUACGUAAUCCCGGUAUUUCAAGAUCUCAAGCGACAAGACUGGCCGUUUUGUAUAUGAGUAAUUAUCAGAAACGGCACAGACGCCUGAGACAGGGAAGACUUUUGCGUCAACAGCAAACACAGCAAGAAACAAUGCCACAGUUGCAAUCUCAAAUACAGAAUUCAUCUCCAGCUGCUGUGAGUCCUGCACUAUCACCACAGGCCUCCAGUUUGUCACCAAAAAUUAUGAACUCUGCUCGGUUAAAUUCGGUUGAACAACAUCAACAGAUUCAUGUCCAUAAGCAUACCCCUUCACCAGAGGAAAUUCAGGAGGCAAUGAGUCAGCAUAGGGCAUCACGGCAGGAAUUAAGCGUUGAUCAAUCAAUGUCAGGUAUUGGUACUCCAGUUUUAUCAUCUCCUCCAUCUCUGCACGCAUCUUCUGCGUCAUCUCCCAUUCCUAAUACAGGGCAAAUUAUGGGGCAAGGCACAUCGACGACGAAUACAAAUAUGCCUCGGAACAUCACAGAUAAUGAUCCAAAUCUCAGCCUUGAGGCAAUCGAAAAUGACAUUUUGAAUACAGACUUUUCAUUGCUUGACGAUGAUGGUCUUAAUCCAAAUUGA
Molecule: messenger RNA, 3483 nt
Organism: Brettanomyces bruxellensis
Lineage: Eukaryota; Fungi; Ascomycota; Pichiomycetes; Pichiales; Pichiaceae
Exons: 1
Coding region: 1-3483 (1160 amino acids)
Source: RefSeq, a predicted model, not a curated record